GUCAGGCUCACGCUCACGUGAGCCAUGGCGACCAUGGAGCAGUAUAAGCAAACCCGGCCCCUCGCCUUUCCGUGGAGGUGACGGCGACCACGGCGGCGAUGGAGAGGAACGGCGGCGACCGCGACGUGGUCGUGGUCGUGGCCGGGUCCGGCGUGACGGCGGCGGCGGAGGAGGAGGAGCCGCACGUCGAGCGGCUGCCGGCGGACCUCCUCGCCCACGUGCUCUCCCUCCUCCCCUCCUUCCACGACCUCGCCAUGGCGGGGGGAGUGAGCCGGCGGUGGCGCCGGGCGGUGGAGCGGUCGCUGGCGGGGCGGCGGCGGAUGAGCUUCGCGGGGCAGCGCACCGGCGACGACUCCACCGCGCGCUUCGUCCGCGCCGCCGUCAACCUCCGCGACCUCGACAUUUCACGAAGCUGUUGGGGCUGCCAGAUCACCGAUCAAGGAUUGAUCAGGAUUUCCACCGCCGAGUGCGUCAAGAACCUGACCUCAAUAUCUCUCUGGGGAUUGGCUGGGAUCACCGAUAAUGGCGUCAUCCAGCUGGUUUCAAGAGCCCAUUCUUUGCAGCACCUGAAUAUUGGUGGAACUUUUAUCACAGACGAAUCGCUGUAUGCAGUUGCAAAGAAUUGUAUAAAUCUGAAGAGCAUCAUAGUGUGGAGCUGCCGCCACGUGACGGAGGCCGGCCUGGUGGCGCUCGUCGGCGGCUGCCGGAAGCUGGAGUCCAUCAACGUCGGCGGCAUGAGGGUGCCGCCGGAGAGCUUCGCCGGCCUGCUCGCCAUCAGCCCGGCGCUGCAGAUCAGGUCCAUCACCCAGGUCCUCAAUGCCAGCGUGCAGGUCUCCUGAAGCUGAAGUGACAUCAACCAUAGCAGCGACCUGCCAAUUGCCCAUCCACUUCAUAAAGGUAAAAUGGGAAAUGAUUCCUGAAUGAUUCACUCCUGGAAUCGAAUAAGAUUCAUGAAAGGGACUCGUGCUGUUCUUGAUUCUUGCGUUGCGUUGAUUUGUUUUAUUUUUCUCGAGACCCUUCUCUGUGUGUGUGCGCGCUGAUGUGUUGACGUGUUGUGUACAUUUCACCUGUACAUUUUAAUACACAGAAAUACAGAAUAAA
Molecule: messenger RNA, 1101 nt
Organism: Oryza brachyantha (malo sina)
Lineage: Eukaryota; Viridiplantae; Streptophyta; Magnoliopsida; Poales; Poaceae
Product: F-box protein At5g67140
Exons: 5
Coding region: 99-839 (246 amino acids)
Biological process (GO): SCF-dependent proteasomal ubiquitin-dependent protein catabolic process
Cellular component (GO): SCF ubiquitin ligase complex
Molecular function (GO): protein binding
Source: RefSeq, a predicted model, not a curated record